Messenger RNA from Dama dama (fallow deer), 4394 nucleotides. RefSeq names its product calcium voltage-gated channel auxiliary subunit beta 3 (gene CACNB3). The record is from RefSeq and is a predicted model, not a curated record. Gene Ontology annotation, cellular component: voltage-gated calcium channel complex. Bases 1724 to 3340 code for a protein of 538 amino acids. Gene Ontology annotation, molecular function: high voltage-gated calcium channel activity; protein binding. The transcript is spliced from 13 exons. NCBI's taxonomy places the organism in Eukaryota, Metazoa, Chordata, Mammalia, Artiodactyla, Cervidae. Gene Ontology annotation, biological process: calcium ion transmembrane transport; regulation of voltage-gated calcium channel activity; chemical synaptic transmission.
CAGCCUGCCCACACACUCACCAGGCGAGGGGGGCAUCACCAGGGCACAGUGCCAACUCCUGGCAGCUCCAAAGCACUGAGCCUCUGGCUGUUUUGGCAUAACAGGGGGUGAGGGAGGCAAGACCCCAGGGUCUGCCUGGUGGGGCCGCUCUGGCCUUCCUGAGUCAUGGGUGAGCUCUGAGGACCUGGGAAAGAUGGAGAGGGGAUUGCAUUCUGAGCAUGACUCACAGAACAUUAGGGAGAGACCCUGUCACUCCCGUCUUAGGGUCAGGUAACCCAGGUGCCCCAGGCAGGAACACAACAAUGACUCAGUUAGGCUGAGAGCCUGGAGAAUGGAGCGUAAGGGUCAGACUCCUCUCUCAUCUAGGAAGCAUCUGGCAUGUACUUACCAACGCAAGUGGUCACCCUGCCUCACCUGCCCCCUCGCCUGCUGGCCCCUGUUCACUUCAGACAGCUAUUUCCCACAGAGGCAUCUCCUGUGCCCCAGGCCCCUGGGAUGAGGUCCCCUACUCAGCUGAUAGAGCUAAGGUUCUUCCUGGGGCUCAGCUGCUCUUUAUCCUGCUGCCAAGCUAGCCUUAUUUAGCUCUCAAGGGAGAUGGGGAACGUGCUCUAUAAAAUGGAGGCCCUUCUCUCCUUGGGCUGUCUUCAUGCCUUGGGUCUAGCACGGACGUUGUCGUUAGCUUCCACACUAGGACCUGGGCUGCCCACAGGCUGACGAGCCCUCUUGCCCACGGGGAGGCUGGGCAAGGUGUGUGUUUGUCUUCCCCACCCAGAAUCAGGCCUCCGCUGCCUUCUGUGGUGCUCAUGCACAGUGGGUCUGAAGGAAUGUUCCUCAGCCUGAGAACAUUCUACUACAUAUGCACACACGUGUACAUUCCCACACGGUCCCUUUAUCUAGGCUCCUGCCUUAUCUCUGCCCCCUGGACCUCAGAACCGAUGCAAGUAUCACUUCAGGCUUCUGCUCAUAAAGAGGGGAAACUGAAGCAGGAAACAAAAGACUCCCUUUUCCCUAGACUGAGGGGAAAACCCAGACAUUCUGACUUCUUCCCUCCUGCCGGGAGGUCCAGCUUCCCUUGUUCAGUUAUGCAUCACUCUCAUGGCCUUGAAGGUGAGCUCUGCCACCCUUCUAAGGCCCCUCAUUGCCCAGAGGCCCUUCCUCUGAGCAGGACUCAGACACCCUCCCUCCAUCCCCAGGGUUGCUCCUGGCUGGGUUGCCGGGCACCAGCACCGCCUUCCUCCAGGGCUGAUAUCCCCCUGGGCAAGGGGUGGAGAGAUGUAGGCCAGGUGGUAGGCGUGGCCAGGCCUCACCUGGGCUCAAGGAGGUAGCUUUAUGUUGCCUCCUCAGUCUGUCCUGUGUGCUGCCCACACCUGGCCAGUUGUCCCAGCAGGUGUGAGAGGAAAGAAAGUGGGGGUAGGGAGAGCAGGGAGGGAGUAACUGCUAGGAGUUGGGAGCCCUGCAUCCUCCCUUUCACCCUGGACGAGAGAUGGGAUCUAAGGGGGUGGGCAGCUAUAUCCUGACACUUAGGACCAGUGCCAUGCCAACCAGUGUCUCUUGACUGUUCCUGGCUGGCUAUACUCCUGCCAGGCAUUUUAAGGAAAUAGUUUCCAGGCUGCUUUGCAGGCUGAUGUGAACAAGAGGGUUGGGGCUUCUGGAUUCCAAAGAUUCCGAAUCAUCCCCAGUAUGUCAUCUUCAGUACGUCUCACUUCCCUCUGCCUCACAGGACAUGGUCAAGGGGAGAAAAGGGAGGAAGGAGGGAAAUGAAGGCUCUAUUCAAGGCUGCAAUAUUAAUAGGUUUGGGAGGAAGAGCCCAGAUCUCAGCACAUAUGGGUUGGACUGGCUUUCCUGCAGCCCCAGAGGCACUGGUGCCUUUCCUGGGGAAACAGAAGGGACUGACGGGGCCAGACACCCCCAUGGAGCUGGAGAGGCUGAGGGUUCAGCCGACUCCUAUACCAGCCGCCCAUCUCUGGACUCAGACGUCUCCCUGGAGGAGGACCGGGAGAGUGCCCGGCGUGAAGUGGAGAGCCAGGCUCAGCAGCAGCUUGAAAGGGCCAAGCACAAACCUGUAGCAUUUGCUGUGAGGACCAAUGUCAGCUACUGUGGUGUACUGGAUGAGGAGUGUCCAGUCCAGGGCUCUGGAGUCAACUUUGAGGCCAAAGACUUUCUGCACAUUAAAGAGAAAUACAGCAAUGACUGGUGGAUCGGGCGGCUAGUGAAAGAGGGUGGAGACAUCGCCUUCAUCCCCAGCCCCCAGCGCCUCGAGAGCAUCCGGCUCAAGCAGGAGCAGAAGGCCAGGAGAUCUGGGAACCCAUCCAGCCUGAGUGACAUUGGCAGCCGACGCUCCCCUCCUCCGUCUCUAGCCAAGCAGAAGCAAAAGCAGGCGGAACAUAUUCCUCCAUAUGACGUGGUACCCUCCAUGCGGCCUGUGGUGCUGGUGGGACCCUCUCUGAAAGGUUAUGAGGUCACAGACAUGAUGCAGAAGGCGCUCUUCGACUUCCUCAAACAUAGGUUUGAUGGCAGGAUCUCCAUCACCCGAGUCACUGCAGACCUCUCACUGGCAAAGCGAUCCGUGCUCAACAAUCCUGGCAAGAGGACCAUCAUCGAGCGCUCCUCUGCCCGCUCCAGCAUUGCUGAAGUACAGAGUGAGAUUGAGCGCAUAUUCGAGCUGGCCAAAUCCCUGCAGCUGGUAGUGUUGGAUGCCGACACCAUCAACCACCCGGCACAGCUGGCCAAGACCUCACUGGCCCCCAUCAUCGUCUUUGUCAAAGUGUCCUCCCCGAAGGUUCUCCAGCGUCUCAUCCGCUCCCGAGGGAAGUCGCAGAUGAAGCACCUGACUGUACAGAUGAUGGCAUACGAUAAGCUGGUUCAGUGCCCACCCGAGUCGUUUGAUGUGAUUCUGGAUGAAAACCAGCUGGAAGAUGCCUGUGAGCACCUGGCUGAGUACCUGGAGGUUUACUGGAGGGCGACCCACCACCCAGCUCCCGGCCCUGGGCUUCUGGGCCCUCCCAGUGCCAUCCCCGGACUUCAGAACCAGCAGCUGCUCGGGGAGCGUGGUGAGGAGCACUCGCCCCUGGAGCGGGACAGCCUGAUGCCCUCGGAUGAGGCCAGCGAGAGCUCCCGCCAGGCCUGGACGGGGUCUUCACAGCGCAGCUCCCGCCACCUGGAGGAGGACUAUGCAGAUGCCUAUCACGACCUGUACCAGCCUCACCGCCAACACACCUCGGGGCUGCCUAGUGCGAAUGGGCACGACCCCCAAGACCGCCUCCUGGCCCAGGACUCGGAGCACAACCACAAUGACCGGAACUGGCAGCGCAACCGGCCCUGGCCCAAGGAUAGCUACUGACACAGCCUCCUGCCAUCCUGCCCCGGCAGGCACGGGCACAAGCUGGCUGGGGCCCCUGCUCCAGGCGGGUUGGCGUUAGACUGGCAUGAGGCUGGCACUAGGCUCAGCCCCCGAACCCCCCUGCCCAGCCCCAGCUCCAGGCCUGCCUGCAGUCCCGAGGUUCUGGGGGAAGAGCAGGGGGCCCCUCACCUCCUGGGCACGGUGACCCCCCCCCCCUCAGGCUCCCAUUCCAGGAAAUAGCUGUGUGUGCUGCCCCCUGGCACCUUCCUCUCCUCCUGCACAAGAAACUGCCCCACUGGGCAGUGCCCUCAGGCCAGGACCCCCUUAGCAGGGGCCUUCCCACCAGACUCAGGGAAGGAAUGCACUCAAAGUGACGAGAGGGUGGGGUGUGGGCGGCAUGGCAUGAGGAAGGAACAAGGUCCCUGAGCAGGUACAGUCCUGUCCUAACCCGAGGGACUCAGGGGUUGUGCUUUGGGGUCUGAGGGCCUCUCCUCACCUCACUGCCACACGUGAGACAUGAGGCAGUCGAAGCCCAGCAGGGUGGCACUCCUGGCAUCAGCUGGGGUAGGGCAUCCACACAAAGGCUGGAGCACAGACGGCUGGGCUAGGGCCAGCUGAAGCUCCAGAGGGAAGGGCUCUCCUCACCUGCCAGGAAGCAUCUUAACAUCUGAAGGGACCAGGGACUAGGAACAUGGUGGACUGGGGGCUGGGGAAAGGAGGGUGAGUGUAGCAGGGAACAUAUGGAUGGCUUGCUUUGGGGGCCUCCUUGCCCCACUCAUUCUUUUGCUCUUGCAUUCUCUCUUUUCUGUUCUUGGCCUUCAUGCCUCCCACGCCCAUGGGGUAUGGGCCUCAGACUUUAUUCCCUGAUCCACAGCUGCUGCUCGUUAAGUUAGGAUUAGAGGGGGAGAGAUAGGACCCAGCGGACAGCCCCAGAGGUCCUGUCAGCCUGGCUACCCUUGUCUUAAGAGGCUCUAGUGUGUGACCUACCUACAGAGCAUGCUCCACAAGACCCUGCCCCACCUCACUGUCAUCACUAAUAAACACCAUGCGCAGA